AUGACUAAAAAAUCUAAGAGCAAGCGCCCAGAGGCACAGAACGGACCGGCAAUAAACCCUCCAAAAAUGAUGUCCGUACUAUCUAACAGAACACAGAGACUUUACACCCUCGAAGAAGCACUCAAAGUCUUAUCUCUCAAUACCAAACCCGAUAUCAAAACAGAAACAUCAGUCAACACCAAACCGGAUGUAAAGUUAGAGUCGCUAGACAGCACCCCGAUCUUCACGCCAUCCAUCUCAACCAAAAGUGCUGUGAAGCCCGAAAGCGACGUCACCUCUGAAUUCAACGACUACUUCGGCGACGUGAGCAAGCUCGAGAACUGGCAAAACCUCUGCUACGAUCUCGAUGUUGAGGAUAUCGAUCUAGGAAGUCUGAAAAAAUGUCGAAAGGCUCUCGGAAAACUCAACGUUAACAUCGUCGACGUCGUCGAAGCCCAACGCAACCGUAAGGACAGCAGUAUCUGCGGUGGAGCCAAACUCGAAAGUGAGGCAGGGAAACGUGAUGGAUGGUCUGACGUUGCGUCGAAUGCGUCGUGGGAAGAUCUGGAGAGUGUCUCUACCAUCCGACCCGUGCUGAAGGUAAGGAAAUUCGCCACGCGCGCACAGCUUAUUCGGUAUACGAGGAAGGAGAAGAAGUAUUUUCCGAGGUGCGAGGCGAAGGAGAAGGGGCCGGUGAGGUGUUUGUCGAAGAGGAUGAAGUAG
This is a messenger RNA of Glarea lozoyensis ATCC 20868, 702 nucleotides long. RefSeq lists its product as uncharacterized. The record is from RefSeq and is a predicted model, not a curated record. Lineage: Eukaryota; Fungi; Ascomycota; Leotiomycetes; Helotiales; Helotiaceae. The transcript has 2 exons. The coding region runs from base 1 to 702 and encodes 233 amino acids.